This is a messenger RNA of Lecanosticta acicola, 2213 nucleotides long. The record is from the annotation of a GenBank genome assembly. Lineage: Eukaryota; Fungi; Ascomycota; Dothideomycetes; Mycosphaerellales; Mycosphaerellaceae.
AUGGCGGAUCAAUAUCAGGUGCUCGAGGAGCUCGGAAGUAAGACAUUCAAACUCUACUGACACACACAUCGAUCUAUACUGAGUACACCACAGGCGGCUCGUUCGGCACUGUCUACCGCGCUCUUCACAAACCCACGGGCGACUUCGUUGCUAUCAAACACAUCGACCUCGAGGGCAGCGAUGAUGACAUCCAAGAGAUCCAGCAAGAGAUAGCAUUGCUUGCAACGUGCAGCUCCGAAUACGUCACCCGAUAUCGAUCCUCCUUCGUCCGCGGCGUCAAGCUAUGGAUCGUUAUGGAAUACCUCGGAGGAGGCUCCUGUCUUGACCUGCUCAAGCCAUGUCCGAAAGGAAUGGAGGAACGAUUCAUUGCGAUCAUCAUGAGAGAGCUUCUCAAAGGACUCGACUACCUACACAGCACUGGCAAGAUCCAUCGGGAUAUCAAAGCUGCCAACAUCCUGCUGUCGGAAGAAGGACAGGUCAAGAUUGCUGACUUUGGCGUUGCCGCACAGCUGACGAAUAUCAAGUCGCAACGUCUCACGUUUGUCGGAACGCCGUUUUGGAUGGCUCCAGAGGUCAUUCAAGAAGCCGGCUACGACUUUCGCGCUGAUAUCUGGAGCUUGGGUAUCACCGCAAUGGAAAUGGCCUUGGGUGAGCCGCCGAGAAGCGACGUGCACCCGAUGAAGGUUCUGUUCCUCAUCCCGAAAGAGAGGCCGCCGAGACUCGAGGGUAGUCGGUUCACGAGGGAGUUCAAGGAUUUCGUAUCCCUCUGCCUGAACAAGGAGCCGGAGAAGCGGCCCUCUGCGAGAGCUCUCCUGAAGCACGCAUUCAUCAAGAGGGCCGGGAAGACAGAGAUCUUGCAAGAGCUAGUCUGGAAAGCAAGGCAAUUCGAUCGCGAUGGAUUGGAGCGCGAGAAGGAUGUGAGGUACUACGAGGAGACCUUGAAAUCCAUGAACCAUGCGCCCGACGACGAGGAAUGGGUGUUCGACACCAUCAAGCCAGCGGGGGCUAUGCGUACCCUCACUGUGAACAAGAGCACGAUGAAGCGGCGGAGGCUGGAUCGAAUACCUUCAGGAGAUGGUUCAGAGGUAGAGAACGCCACGGCCGCAAUGGAGCAUAUGAGCUUGGAUGCAGCGCCGCUCGCACAAUCUAUGUCGACCACACCAGCUCGCGAGGCCACCACGAUCCGGACACCGAAGCCUAGAGCGGUUAGCAGCCAACGCAAAGUCUCUGCUAUAACAGCUCGCAAGAUCUCAGGCGCCACGCCGGCCGCUCGAAAGGUAUCGUUGGCGUCACCGACGGCACGCCGCAUAUCGAGCAGGAACGUAUCGGGAGCGACUCCCACUGCCAGACGAGUCAGCACGCAGCAACCACCUGUGCCGAAGGUGCCACUUGGAUUGGACAUGUCCUUUGGGAACGGCACUUCCACGGUGCGGCAGUUCAAACGUGUAGCAUCUGGGAAUCGGCCGUCCAGCCCCGAACACUCUGGUACAUCUCCGCAGGAUAGCGUGUUCGAUAGCGACGCCGAGAACAAACCUCCACCUGCCGAGUCAAGCUCUCAACAGCCAGUGCCCGCCACAAAGGAAGCAGUAUUCGGGAGACGUGCGUUCGCGAAGUGUAUCGAUCCGGCUUUGCAAGAAUGCUACGCUGCUACCGCGGAUCGCUCCUCUUCUAAAGCGCUCAGUGGUGUUGCGGAGGCUUGGUCGAAGCUGGAUGAAGUCGAUCCUGAGGGCGAGCUGUUGCUACUAAAGAGCAUCAUUGACCGAGUCCAGGCAGAUCCCAAACUCGCCAGCAUGCUGAUGCCUCAGCGCGUUGCCAAUGCUCAACUGGCAUCCCUGCGCCUGUCACCAUCGAAGAAGGCUCCCCUUGUUUCCGAAAGCGAAGUCGGCGCCCGAGACAUGACACCUCGGUCUUCACCUUCAAAGUCUGUCUAUGCCCGCGAGUCUACUGGCUCGCUACGAUCGCCGAGCAAGCGCGAGAAUCUCAGUCCUGGCAAGCUCGUGUUGAGCCCACAGAAUCCGCAACUCAAGAAGAUGCGGUCGAGCCAACAGCUACAAGCCGAAAGGGAGAAGGCUGCUCUGGAGGAGAAAGCGCGGCUGGAAGAGAAGAUGCCGGGUGGGAGAGUCGAGCCAGGGAUGGAACAUGCUGGUCUCCUCGCCGACGUGCUAUACGGAAGGUGGACUGAGGGCUUGAAGUUCCGCUGGCCGAUGGCCUAG